This is a messenger RNA of Plasmodium coatneyi, 11955 nucleotides long. RefSeq lists its product as uncharacterized. NCBI's taxonomy places the organism in Eukaryota, Apicomplexa, Aconoidasida, Haemosporida, Plasmodiidae. The transcript has 2 exons. Gene Ontology annotation, molecular function: protein binding. The coding region runs from base 1 to 11955 and encodes 3984 amino acids. The record is from RefSeq and is a predicted model, not a curated record.
AUGGGAAAGACAUAUAGGGGGCGAAGUUGCACGCCCUGGAAAAACGUAAAAACGUUAAAGAAUUGCGAUGUGGAUUUGUUAUUUUGUCACGACUUAACGAAAGGGGUCCAACACAAAUUUGUUUUCUUCGCGUUGAAUUUGCUAUGUGUGAGUAAGAAAUACGAACUGGUGUUUAUAACAUACGGCCAGUAUAUCUACGUGUACGAAUUGAAAAACUUUCUGGAAAACAACAUAAACAUUAACGUAAAUACUAAUUUUAACCAUAACAUUGCUAUUGGGAAGAGGAGUGAAAAUGGCAGAGACAAUGUUCUUGCCAAUUUCUGCAAACAAGAAAUAAGCCAAAAUGAUAGCAGCUUUAAAAACAUAAAUAAAAUAAAGUACGUCCACGAUGAAGUGAAAAAUGAUUUGACAUUAAAAUCGAUGAACAUUCCUGCACCGACUCUUAUCCUGUCCCCGCAUGUAUAUUCUAAAGGGUUCGUAAAUAUCAAGUGCGAAGAAAGAGACAACUCAGAUAAGUGCAUUCUAAUAUCUGUAGGAUGGUCCGAAGAUACCAGCGUCUAUUAUGUAGAGAAAAUUGUAGAAUGUAUUAAUAUAAAGAAGAAAUUAAAAAAUAUUUUAGAGAAAAAGUUGUUCGACUUGAAGAGGUAUGAAGAGAAUGCGACAAAGGAGACCAUCUAUUUUAACGGUAUACAUGGUCCAUGUGGCGACUCACCUGUUCCAACAAUGUUCACAAACUCAUAUCGCCUUUUAAAUAAAUUAAAAAUUGAUGAAAAUGAUUUUAUCCUAAGUUUAAUACACAACAAUCAGCAUCCAAAUGGAUAUUCCAAGGAGCUUCUAGAAAUGUUUGAAUUGUCUAAAUGCAUUAACAGUUUUGAUCAUAUAAGGAAUAAGGCCAAACAGAGGAGGAGCGCCCGUCUGUACAGAAUGCAGUUGAAAAAGGAGAGAAAAUUGGACAAAAGAAAAAAGCGUCUUAAUGAUCUGGCGUUCAACCAGCAUGUAACUGCUAAUCUGAAGAAGCCCCUCUUAAAAACGAAGAAAAUAAAUGUCUGCAAGAAGGGGUUCUAUAAAAAAUGGCUCAUCGAAAGGGAGUCCCUCGGAGGGGUAUCAGGAUUAGCACAUGAGGGGCGCAAUGGGGCCGUCCCAACUGUGUACAGAAAAAACGCAUUCAAAAAGGGGCCGUACAGAAUGAAAUACAUCUGCAUAUUGAGGUGUCCAAGGGAUGGGCCUAUGACAGAUCCGAAGAGCGCUAAUACGCAGAACACAAACACACGCAGUAACAUUAAGGUGAAAAGGAAGAAGUUUAAAAUUAGCGAAAUUUAUAGCAGUCUUGAGAGCGCGGAGGAGGACGCCUACGAUACGGACGACGGGGGGGAAGAUGGACCGUUGCUGCGGAAUGAUAACCCCUGGAUAAGGAAAAACAAAUCAAGAAAAAACUUUAAAAAAAAUCAUCAAGUUAAUUAUUUACUAGGCGAUGAUGCGAAAGAAAUGGAAGAACUCAACUUUUAUAAAAAAAUGAGGAAUAAUGUGUACAUGGGUUACAACCAAAGGAAUAACCACAUGGGUCUAAAUGAGCAGAAUGAAUAUAUUAACGCGAUUAGGGAGGAAAGUGAAUUUGUGAAUACGUAUAUUAAAUCAUCCAGUGAUGAGGAGUGCACAGCACACUUGUCGUCCAAACGGAGACAUACCAAUUGUAGGAGGAAAGGAAGCGGCCCGAAGUUUUACCGUCAUGGUGAUUUUUGCAUGACACUGAGGAGGGGCCUCCACAUGGCCCAACUGAUGGGGAAAAGGAAAAUCAAGCGGGUAGCAACAAAUAAAAGAAGGACAAGGGAUGACCAUAACACGGAAACUCACAGUUGCAGUAAGAGGGGAAGAUGUGAAAGGGGUGUGCGAGGUAUGCUCUCGCCAAUUGCGCUUCACAGGGGGAGAGGCAAAAUACGUAUUAAAAAAAAAUAUCAUCUAGAUGCGAAAAAAACGCAAAUAGACCGAUUAAGGAGGAACAUCAGAAACUACAAUAUGCAUGUAGAGCGAUUAAACAUAUUAAAGAAGGAAAGAAAGAAAUUUGUAAACUUCUGCAAAUUGUACAUAACGCAUGAGCACUACGAAGAAUUCAGCAAUAAGUUAGAGAACUUCCUAGACCCAAGUGUGGACAUCAAGUAUAAUAAAAUUUGGAAGCAGUUCAACAUUUUCAGCUUUAAUCUCUUCAAUGUAGAUUACAAUGAUAAGAUUUUAAAGUCCUCACAUAUAUACGUGCAACCAGACAUCGUUUUUAACAACAAAACUUACAUUAAGUCAGACACGUCCACGUGGGCCAUUUCGUUUAACUUUACAAAAAAUUUACUAGCCAUUGGGUCGAACACACACAAUAUAAACCUUUACAAUUUGAACAACUUUUACUAUUUCAGGAGGAGGUAUGAUUAUGAUGAGGCUCUUAAAUUUUUUAAAAAUGCAUUUGUGCGUAGGAGGGUUAAGGUGAAUCGCCUGUUCGUUAACGAUGACAGGGACCCAUUUUAUUUCGAUAGCACUGAUGGGGAGGGCCAGGACGACCAGGACGACCAGGAGGGGGUGAACAGGAAAAGUAAGAAUAGGCAGAAGAAAAAGGAUAGAACGGAAGACAAAGCGUAUAUAAGGGAAGGCAAAAUAAAAAAUAAUCGUUCCUCGCAUCACCGCCAUAGUAAGGAGGAAAAGUGCGAUUACAUUCUCCGUUUGGAUCAUUAUGAGGAGAGUGAAGAAUGGUCCACCUCGGGGAGCACCAGUGAACAGGUGAACAGAAAGGGGGGAAAGCGCUAUCAGCCAAAUGGUUGCGCCUUAUCAAAAGUGAAGAAAAAGAAAGAAAAAAACGACUCGGUAAUUUUUCGUAAUGAAUAUAUUAACCAUAAGGAACGCGGGAGCAGUGUAAUGAGCCGAUCAAACCUUGCCUGGGGGGAACAGGUAGGACAAAAAAGAAGCAGCAUAACGAACGGGCAAGAGGAACCCAUUCGUUCUUAUUCCAGUGACAGUGCCCCCUUUGAGAAAUGGAAAGACGGUUCGUUGUUGCAUUUUCAGGAUGGCGAAGGCACCAGUACAUGUGCCGCAGAUAAAGUGGGGAGGAAUAACAUUGACCCAGGUGGACAAAACAAAGCUAAUCCACAUAUGGUACCAACAACCCCCCAACCGAAGGACCCCAUGAGGGGCUUCUCCCCCAAGAAGAACAACAGUUACGCCACGAAGAUUAGCGUGCAAGACCAUUUUAAGGAGGCCAAUUUGCACAAAGCAGUUUCGUCCAUUUUGCAAAAAAGGAGCUACAUUCCGAUUGACCUGGCCCAGUUUUUCCUCAACAGAAAGGAGAAUCUAAAAAAAAUGCUUCUAACAAUGUCGUAUAAUUUCCCAAGUGAUGCAAUCAUUCUGUUUUUAAAGCAAGCUUCCAUCGGGGGCGAGAUCUACCACAUGAAGUGGAACAUUCACCACAACCUAGCUCAGACGGUUCAUAAGAUGAAGAAAUUAUAUGCCAAAAGAUUUGCCCCCAAGUACUGCCAAAAUUUGAAGUUGUUCCACCCCCACAUGGUGAUAAUCAACAACAAUAAGUUUUUGAAAAAUUGGUACAUUAAAUUUCUGCGCAGGAACAUACCCAGGUCGGGUCUGGGCGAAGCGCAAGUAUUCAACAAAAUGAAGAAGAGAAGGAAGAAACGACACAAUUAUUUGGAUAUUCUCACGGGUGACGAAGUGGGGGAAAGAUACCCACAUGGAGGGAGAUCACUUAAAGGGGCGCCCACUCAGCACACCCAGAGCAAAGACAUCGAAGCGGCUAAGGGUACUCCUGGAGCGGAAAGUACAAGCAGUGAAGAUGAGCCCAGUCUGCACAACGUCAUUUACAGGAAGAUCAAAAGUUGCAACAUGUCAAAGGUAGAAAGGAUCUAUGUGCUGCGCGAUACAAACGUUGAUGUGCAUAGGGGUAAAGUAAUAAAAUGCAACAAGCACCUGUACAGCUACAAAAAGGCCAAUAAUGUUUUAAAAAAUAUUAGCAGAAAGUUCAGACAGUUCAUAAAAGAGAGACACAAUUUUAGCUUUUCCCAUACAAAACGCUUGUUCUCAAAUGAGCAUUCCAUCUUCGUGGUUUUAGAUAAAAGGAGAAAGAAAGGGGAACUGAACUGUUAUGAUCGCGUUGCGGGGAAAUAUGUGGACGAAUUAAAAAUGGUUGUGAAGAGCAUCCAGAGACACUCGGCACCGGGGUUGUUUUUAAAGGGUCAAAGGGAAACUACCCCCACAGGUGCAGCAAUAGAAGGAGCAGACGCAACGGUUGUAGCGAAUGGAACAACCGUGGCUGGCAGAUCUGUCAACGGAGAGGAAGCCCCCACGAGCGAACAACCAGCGGUGGAAGAAGAGGCGAAUUUCGAUUUUUACAACAAAACCAUACUAGUAGUUUGCGAGCUGAAGGACCACAAUAAUAACACGCUGGACAUUAUGCACCUGACGAACGACCCGAUGGGAAGCGAUCAGGAUUUUUUGCAGGAGGGGCACCCUGGACCGGCAAAGGAGAAUCGCAGUAAUUAUUAUUCCCUGCGGUUUGAUGAAGGUGGCGCAGUGAAUGGCAAGAAGCAGAGAAGGCAAAGAAACGACCAGCCCAGGAGUAGUAGCGAUGGAAGUAGCAGAAGUGGUAGUAACCCCCCCUCCAGCGAUGCGGAAAAGACAGAAAGGAAGAAAACGAAGAAAAAAAAAAAAAAAAAAAAAAGAUGCUUAAGAAGCCUUAUGGCAGGUAAAGCUCACAUGAAUGGAAUUGUAAAUUACACCGUUGAGAUGGAAAUGGAUAAUCUGUAUAGAAAUAACCGCCUCAAGGAGGAUAAGAAGGAUAAAAUGAAGGUUAAAAGUGUGAUGAAUAACUUGCUACUAAAUUUGGAAGCCGAAUCAGGUUCGAACUCAUCCGAGUCAGCUAAUAUAUCGGAAGGGAGCAUGAACCGUAGAGGAUUAAAUUUCCCUGCAUAUAUAAAUAACAACACAACUAGCCAGAGUACAAACAAUUUUAACCGGUUCAUUAAUGGAGAUUUGUUGUCAGCGGGUGGGAGUCGGCUCCUAGGGAAUGGAUACAAUUCAGACGUUUCAAACAAUGGUCUUCUUGUUCGAGCAUUACACAAUUAUAGGAUGGUGAGGAAUAAUUUUUUUUACAACAUGAGGAAUAACAUACGAAACAAUCGACCAAAUUGGCCAAAUCGACCAAAUCGACCAAAUCGACCAAAUCGGCACAGCGCUAGAAAUGUACCAAACGUGAGAGAUAACUUCAUGGAUGAGAACACGCAGAGAGUUGUAAAUAACAUGAUGAAUGCUGCCCAGAAUAUAUUGAGCAUUAACAACAGCAUUGGGAACAUAACCGGUAGGUCUCCCAUUCGACGGAGGGGAGGUUAUUACACGUCUAGGGUAGUUCCACAACAGACAUCCAACUUGCGCAACAAUGAGCACAUUCCCCAUUUAGACAACCCACCUACAGUCAAUCCAGCUGUAUUUGUAUCCCCCCCGAAUGAGGAAAGUGAAUCUGGGGAAAGACCCGAUUUGGAAGAUUCACAAGUGGAUAACGAAACAACCUCGGGAAGUGUGCAUUUGCCAAGGGGGGACACAGGAGAAACAAGAACAUACAGAAGGGGAACACAAAUUAACUCCUACGCAAAUGUAAUAAUUAGAAACCUGUUGGCAUCUAACCCAGAUAGAAUUGCAACAACCCAGGAUGGUUGGAGGUUCAGAAUAAACACAACCAAUCUCGAUAAUACACACUUAACAUCUAGAGGAACUGCAAAUAAUGGAUCUUCCUCUUCUGCAUAUAACAACGCGGAUAGUAGAAACGCCAGCAAUUCGAGGGGUUUGCGACAGGAAAAUGAGCACCUUUUCCUCAACAUGCUAUACAAUAACGUUUUAAAUAUGAGGGAGCCGAACAGGAACAACUCUUCCUCUGUGGAGCCCAACAUGACCAACUGGAGUUCAAACGGAAUGAAUAAUUUGCAAAAUGACACACACAAUUUAAAUCAAGAAAAUAAUUCCAGAAGCAAUUUGAGAAGCACUUUUUUUAAUGAAGUAGAUUCCUUCACCGGGGAAAUAUCGCCCAUUAUUUUAGACCUAAUGAAGAACAAAAAAUCGGAAAGUGUAAAAAUGGAGGGAAAACAAGGAACCAUGCAGUGUAGGCGUUUUAGGGAAAUUCCUUCUGGAUUCAAAAAUGCCUCCAUGAAUGAUAAGUAUGAUGCCAUUGUUCGGUACGUAUAUACGCUUCCCCAAAGUGCUGAUGAAAUAAUGUUGACUCAUGGUCCUAAAUCAGAUACUCUUUUCGAUUUUGUCAUUGUGUGUGAAGGUGUGUGUGAGAAGAACGAGAGAGUGGACCGCGGGGCACCUGAAGAGGGGGGCAGACCUCCUUGGGGAAUGGACGGUUUGCAGGAAGUGGCUCUUAAACUGAGGGAUGCAGUGGCAGCAGCCGGAUCAGCGGAAUCAGAUCGAGUGCAUGCGGUGUUAGAGGAAGAAGCAUCGGAGGAAGAGACGGAUGAAAUGACGCCGGAGGAGGAAGACAACAACGACGACCAAGAGGAAGAAGAGCGUGACGAGGAGGACGAAUUAGAGGAUGAUUUAGAGGACGAAUUAGAGGACGAAUUAGCAGAUGAAUUAGCAGAUGAAUCAGUGGAAGAACCUACGAGUGACGUGGAGAAUGGCCAAAUAGACCUUCGCAGCAACGCGGAAGAGUCCGAAAUGGAAGACCCCCUGGAAGAAAGCCGAAGCAGCAGUUCACACAGGAAUGAGACUUCACAAUGUUCGAUCCUGGAACACAGAUUGAGCAAAGAUAACUUUACGGGAGAUGUUCAUCUUGGAGGUAUGCCAAUCGAAUGCACGGAGAGAGACACGCCAUGGAGGGAAGCAGAAGAAGAUUCCAAAAAAAUGCCCCACAGUAGUGAUCACGACGUGACAGAUUUGAAGCCAAAUCUGAGUUCCGCGUCUACUUUAGACAUGGAAGAUUCAUCGUAUGAGUCAUAUUAUUCCUCAUGUAGUCACACCACAAGCGAUUUUAGCAACAUAUCGGAAUGCCUAGUGGAUGAAUGUUCUGAAUGCGAAAAUGCAGACCUGUGUUUUGAGGGAAGCAACAUAAUAAAUUUCAACACAGCUUAUCGCUUCUUGAAGUAUGAGGGCUCCAAGUUAUACGUAAAUAACUGCAGCGUCAGCAUAAAGAGGAAUAGAGAAGGUCGGCUAUCCAAAUAUUAUUUAAAGCGGAAGGUUGUUCAACCAACAUAUCAGGGCGGUAACAGGCAUAGUGGACACACACAAAUUGUUCCGAUAGGAAUCAACGAUUUUGAAAAUAGUUCGUCCCAUCUGAGCAAGAAGGAAGGGCCAAUCUGUGAUGAAGAGGAGAACGCACCCUUGUGGAUGACGAACUGGGGAGAAGACACGCCCAACUGGAAGGAAAAAUCAUGUAAAGACAAAAAUAUCAUUACAUCUAAGUGGUUACAUAAAAUUCUGCUGCAACCAAAUUGCUACCUGAAUGAGGAGAAGAGGAAAAAAUUGGACAUGGUUUUGAAGGGAAAGAAAGCGAUGGAGGGUGAAAUGGAAGACAUGCCUGAGGAAAGACACAAAGAAACACACAGAAAAAAAAAGAAAAAGCACAUACAGAAGGAAAAACCAAUCAAAGAACAAAUCGAAUAUUUGAAUGUACUGAGGGGAGGCGAAAAAAACGAAUCAGACAAAAAUAAUACAAUUCAGAAGGAUCGCUUCUUUAACACAUUUUUAAGGUAUUACUAUUCCACUAUUGAGGAAGGUAAAGGGGACAGAAAAAAAAGAAAAAAAAAAUACAAAGGGGAUGCCAGCAAAAUGAAGAAGAAAUAUUAUGACUACAACGUCAGCGCACUUGUACAAUACAAAGCAGAACAAGUAAGAAACAGUCUUUACAAUGAUAAAAAUGCUAAUUAUAUAUUCAAAAAUUUACCUAACAAUGAGAUUAUGAGAAAAUUUUUCAAUAAAGUGAGAAUGAGUUCUUCUUAUAACGAAUCAAAUAGGUUGAAUGAAGUUCUCUGGACCUUUUCAAAUGUGACAUUCUAUUCAGCAGACUGGUAUGACAUUAUGUAUAAAUUAUUUUUUGAAUUGUCAUCCAGAUUUUACGAAAUUAUUAUAAAGCACCACAAGCAUAACAUCCCCUGUGUGAAAUUUUCACCGGACGACAACUUCCUUCUGUCCUGCUCGGUGGACAGAACCUUGGUUCUUUGGAACCCAUUCAAUGUGAAGAAUUAUGACUUGGACAGGAACUACAACAUCUACGACCAUGUGUUUCCGCCGAGGGAGGAUAGGAAAAGCAGGGAGCGUCACCGAAACGUUAGCAUGGUAAAGGAAAAUGUCAGGAGAAAGUCGAAAACGAACAACAGUCAAAACCGCAUGUCCCUCAGCCUGCUGGCCAACGCAACAAUCGAAACGAAUUACAGAGGUAAAAGAAGUGCCUUCGAGAAAUUGUUUCAUGAGAGCAAAAUGUACAAAUCGAUUAAGGAAAAGGAACUAUUAGCAAACAUGAAAAAAAAUAACAUUCUCUGCAAACGGGAAAUGAAGCAUAUGGGAUGGAGUGGUGACUUCCUUUUGAAGAAGAAUAUUUCCAAAUGUGAUAUUUUUACGGACCUAUUUUACAAAGAAAAUUUUUUCAUAGGACAGAGGCCUAGUUUUAACUAUUGUGUUUAUUUCCCCUCUAGGAACGUACAUGUGGAUAAUUUCUGCCCCUUUUUUCAGAAGUAUUCCUUUUUCCAAUUAUUCAGUUGUUCCAUUUUAAGAGGGAAGGGGAAGAUAGAGGGGGGCAAUUUACACGCCCUCCAUUCUUACCUGUACAAGCGGAAUAUGAAAAGAACGGAGUAUGUCCAACCAAAUAACAUCCAAGCCAUUUUCCAAAUGAUGACUGACAAGAAUAUUAACAGAAUGUCCUUGUCAAAGAAAAAGAUUAAGCAAAUAUAUUCGAUCAUGAAAUAUGUGUGUAAGAAUUUGCUAAAAUCGUACGUCGUUGUUUAUCCUUUGAAAUAUGAGGAGAGAAUACUCGACCUGGAAAGUGUAAAAUUGACGAGGAAGCGUUUAACACGGGAUGUGUGUGUUUUAACAGACUACGAAUACGGUCAUUAUGGGAAUAUGAUCACCUCCACGUGGAAUGACGAACAUGCGACGGAAGGGUGGACGGAGGAUCUCCAUAUGAAACCAUCCCGUAGAGAGAAGGAUGGAACAAAGAAAAAAUAUUACACUCGCAGACAGAACAAAAGAAAGAAUAAAAAACGGAAAGGAAAAUCUUCGCUCAUGGAAUCUGAAUCGAACAACGAAUCGGAUGACAGCUGGGAAACGGACCCACAUUCUUCUUCGUCCUGCGUAGAACCGGACAAGAACAACUGGAAGUUCGCAAACGCAGGUGGUGACGAUGACGACGAUGAUGAUGACAACCAUAAUGAUAGGGAUGAGCACGAUGCAGAUUACCAAAAAAGGAAGAAACAUGAAAAGUCGUUGUUUUAUAAAUACAUACGUGGUAUUAGGAACGAUUUUAGCUUUCACUUUUUACCGGGAAAAAGGAAAAGCUGUGAAGAUAACCCAAAGAAGUGGAUCCCACUUUUUGAAAAGCUAAUUCAUCAGUACGCAGAUUUGAAGUUCUGCAAAAGUAUGUAUUGUCAUGUCAAAUGCAAAGUGCUAUCUGACUGUAUUGCCAAGUUUGAGGCGUCCAAACCUAAGCUGUAUUUCAACUUCCACAUUACGGCAAAUUAUCAGGAGUCGAAAAUUCUGAACGAACUUUUGCAGAACUACGCCGUGUACUUCGGAUCCAUGGGCGGAACAAGUGGCACCAGUGACCAAAUGAAUGAACAUUUCCAGUCCUACUUAACGCAAAUUAAGAGGAAGGACACACUACGUAGGUGCAUCUGGAAGAAGCAGAUCGAGACGGAGGAGGAUCCCCCCGAAAUGCACUCCAAAAAUAAAAAUGUCGGAUAUACAAUUAUACUGAAAAACAACGUUUCGAAUUUCCACAAUGUGAUAAAUAACAUAGUGAACAUUUCCCAUAGCAAUAGAAUUAUUAACCAUCACAGGUACUUUCGCGAAAAUGAUAUGUACAAGGGCUAUCGGGGGGGUGUCUUCCACAAGGUGGACACGGGGGAAGCGGGCAUGACGGAUAAUACGGAGAAACGCAGCCAGAACGCGAAGUGUGACUCGAAGAAAAGCCGCCAUGAACAUUUUUUCGACGAUUUAGAAAAUAAUAGCACCGAUUUCUGCUCCUCCGAUUCGUUCAACUCUGAUGCAUAUUCUGCGAAACGGAAAAGAGGGAAAAUGAGCCAACGUAAAAUGAAGAAAAAUGAACGAAACGGCGAUAGAAAUGGUUCCCCACUGACUAAGAAGGACCUGGAGGACGUUCUCAGGAGGGAAGACAAAGUGUACAACAUAUGCUUCCUGCACUCAAGAAAUGACAACUAUAAGAUUAAAUACUUUGAAAAUAUAAAUGUUCUGCAGAAUAUGUAUAGAUACUGUGGGAGGGGGUUACUCGUGGUGAACGUAAAGUACGUGACGGAUGAUGCCCCGGAAGAUUCAUGCAACAGCGGGGGAAGCAGUCCAAUGGGAGAUGACCCAAAUAAACGCCGAAGCGUCAUAUUCCAGACGGACAUACACAUUUGCAGUGAGAAGAAGCCAAAAAAGAGGAACAAAAACGAAUACGAAAAAAAAGUACAUUAUAGGAAGGCAAAAACGAUCAUUUUUAUCAUACGAGUGAAUUUACAUGAACUGAGAAAUUACCAAAGGAGGAAAAUAAUUUUCGAAGAAAAAUAUGUUAAGAGCACAUUUUACAUUAAUCUGAAGGUGGUGAAAAUAUUUUACCAAAUAGCUUUAAAAAAUUGUAAAUUAUUACACAAAUCGGAAAAUGAGGAACAUGAUAAAAAAGUGAAUGCAGAGAAAAAAAGAAUUUUGAAGUCCCUCUAUGUGAAGGAAAGGUAUUCCUUCCUUGUGUACUUGACAAAAAACAUAUUCCAGAAAAGAAAAAAAUAUCCCCUAACACCAAGGCGUAUAUGCAAAUACAUUGUGUGGAUAAGAAAUAUCAUUUUAGACACCCGCUUGUUUAACCAUUAUGAAAAUUGUAAUAGCGAUUCACCACAAGUACAAUCAGAUUAUCGUUUUCUGUACUCACUCAAUUUGGACCUUCCGAAUACAACAACUUUAUUCAAGCUCUUUUUCCUCCUGCUUCCAAAAGGAAAAAGAGACACGCUUAUGCUGAACAUAUCUAUGUUGAGAUUUUUGUACUCUCAUUUAAGUAGGGGGUGGAAGAAAAGGGGCACACAUUUCACCUAUGGUGAAAAGAGUGUAAGAAAGGAAAAAAAAAAAAAAGCCUGCGCUUGUGUGAAAAAAACUCAAGAAGCAUUUGAUUCAUUUGUUGAUAGGGAAGAAAAAAGACAACUCAGUAAUUACAUAGUAAUAUCUGCAGAUAAGUAUAGACUAUAUUUGUCAAAAAUUAAAUUCACAAAAAUUACCAAGAAUUUUUUCACCACCAGAUUUGUGCCCAUACUAGAAUUAAGCAAACCAAUCGAACCGAAAUUGCCUGCUGCAUACAAGUCGUCUCGCAUUAAUUUGUUGAAAAUCAUAUAUGACAAGUCGUGUAUUGUGCUGGCGAACCAGUACAGCAACCUCAUUUUUGUCUACUUUGCGCAUAGGUGUGUUUACACAAAUUCAUACUUCCUUAUUCCCUACUUUACCAUUCCGCUGUAUACGGAACGCAUAGGAAGGGCGCUUAUCCCGAAUUUCAGCAAGGACGCCUGCAUCGGAGACAAGAAACGCCUUGUGAACAACGUAAAUUACAACUUCCGAAAAAUUUUGCCAGACAAUUGCAUAGAUAUGGACGAGGAGCUGAACUUUUUCAUCGCGGGCUUAGAUGUCAUCUACAUAAAAGGAAAAAAGAACAAUUUCGAGUUAACCGUCUUUGCAAUUUUGCUCAACAAUAUUUUGUUUUGUUACAAAUUGAAUUUUCAGUACUAUUAA